Messenger RNA from Pseudoliparis swirei, 990 nucleotides. It is a transcript of the gene gipc3, whose product is annotated as GIPC PDZ domain containing family, member 3. Lineage: Eukaryota; Metazoa; Chordata; Actinopteri; Perciformes; Liparidae. The transcript is spliced from 6 exons. Bases 1 to 990 code for a protein of 329 amino acids. The record is from RefSeq and is a predicted model, not a curated record. Gene Ontology annotation, molecular function: protein binding.
AUGCAGAACGGGGAGGCUAUGAGCCCGCUGGACUCGAGGGCGGCCGGGGCCGAGGCCCAGGACCAGGGCCAGAAUCAUGGUUGUCUGGAGCCCACAGCACCUCCGCUUCCUCCUCCUCCCUCACCACCACCACCAGGGCCACCAGAAUACCCGAGGCCUCGGCUCAUCUUCCACACCCAGCUGGCGCAUGGGAGUCCGACAGGUCGCAUUCAUGGAUUCACAAACGUCAAGGAGCUGUACACCAAGAUCGCAGAAGUGUUCAACAUUUCCCCCUCAGAGAUUCUGUUCUGCACCCUCAACUCUCAUAAAGUGGACAUGCAGAAGCUACUGGGGGGGCAGAUCGGACUGGAAGACUUCAUCUUCGCUCACGUCAGAGGAGAGACCAAGGAGGUGGAGCUGACCAAGACUGAAGACGCCUUAGGCCUCACGAUCACAGACAACGGAGCUGGAUAUGCUUUCAUCAAGAGGAUAAAGGAAGGCAGCACCAUAGACCAGCUGAAGACGGUCUGUGUUGGGGACCACAUCGAGGCCAUCAAUGACCAGAGCAUCGUAGGCUGUCGACACUACGAGGUGGCGAAGAUGCUGAAGGAGCAACCUCGAGGCGUCCCCUUCACGCUCCGCCUGGUGGGGCCCAAGAAGGCCUUUGAUAUGAUCGGAACGAGGACCAGAGCGCCCAAGUCCACUGAGGGCAAGAUGGUGAGCGGGAAGGAGACGCUUCGCCUUCGCUCCAAGGGCUCAGCCACGGUCCAGGAAGUGCAGAACGAGUUUGAAGAGCAGGCCACCAGGAGAGUGGACGACCUGCUGGAGAGCUACAUGGGCAUCAGAGACCUGGAGCUGGCGACCACCAUCGUGGAGGCCGGCAGAGACAAGAAGAGCCCGGAUGACUUCGCCGAGGCGCUGGACUCCGUGCUGGGAGACUUCGCUUUCCCUGACGUGUUUCUGUUUGACGUCUGGGGGGCGAUAGGAGACGUGAAGAGGGGGAGGAUGUAG